Molecule: messenger RNA, 1455 nt
Organism: Podospora anserina S mat+
Lineage: Eukaryota; Fungi; Ascomycota; Sordariomycetes; Sordariales; Podosporaceae
Exons: 2
Coding region: 1-1455 (484 amino acids)
Biological process (GO): cellular response to pH
Cellular component (GO): plasma membrane
Source: RefSeq, a predicted model, not a curated record
AUGCCUUACCCCUUCACCCUCCCCACCACCUCCUCCUUCUCCUUCUCCUCCUCCUUCACCUGCGAAUCCCACCCCUCCCUCCCCCUCAACGCCAGCACCCACCGCGGCGUGGUCCGCGACACCCUCAAAAAGUUCAAACGCUUGCCCCCCCAUUCCCAAUUCCCCGCCCUCUCCUCCCUCAUCUCCUCCCUCCACUCCUACCUCCCCUACCUCUUCGCCCUCGACGCCGGCCUCACCCCCCACCCUUCCCACCACCACCCCGAAGAAAUAACCGUAACGCUCCUCACCGCCCCCCAAAUCCAAUGGCGACCAACCCUCUCCUCCCUCCCCCCCAUCCCCGGCCGUGAGCCCCCCCGCCUGAAAAUCACCUCCCUCGAAUACGACCUCUUCUUCACCCUCACCACCCUCGCCGCAGCCCUCACCCUCCAAUCCCGCCUCCACCUCCACCCCCUCUACCUAACCACCACCGCCCCCGUCGGAACCACCCAGCGCCAAGCCGCCAUCUCCUCCGCGACCAAAUCCCUCCUCGACGCAGCCUCCAUAUACGACUACCUAUCCACCCGCUCCGAAUCUCUUUCCUCGCCUCCCCCGUCGAACGACAUAUCCCCCCCCACCAUCCGCGCGCUUCGAUCCCUCGCCCUAGCCGAAGCAACACUGCUAGCCGUCCUAAAAGACGACCCUUACCCUGCCAUCGUCCUCCAGCAGCGCAACGAGAAUGACACGGAGUGGAUGUACAAAUCCCCCGACAUUCCCAAAGUCCGCGCCCACCUCUUUGCUCGGCUCUGUCUUGCUGCUGCGGAGCACGCUAGCCAGGCUUAUGCGCUGGUGAACAGCCACAAGAUCAAUGCUGAUUUUAUCAAAUACCUUGAUGACCUGAGGCGGACGGCCAGGGCGAAAGCCUGUCGGUUUUUCGGGAUUGAUGCUGAGCUGGGAGGGGAGCAGGGGAAAGGGAUAGGGUGGUUGUGGGCUGGGUUGAAGGAGUUGGGUGUGGAGCGGGAAGGAAAACAUGGCUCCUCUGGUAGUGGGGAGAAGGCAAAGUCGUCGUUGAUGAAGGGGCUCAAAAAGGAGUGGACAGAAAGGAGGGAGGAUAAAAAGAUUGAAAAGGGGCUGGAUUGGGGCGCGGAUGCGGGGAGGUUAGAGGAAAGAAGGGUGAUUGAGAUGUUGGAGGGGAAGUGGGUGAGGCAGAAUGAUACGAUCAUGACACAACCCAUCCCACCCAUCGGCCCACUGUUGGCGCAAAUGCCUACCGGUCGAGAAAUCCAUACUGUCAAGCCCUUCCAGCCACCACUGCUUGAACCAAACGUUUUGGAGGCGAUGAGAGCGCCCCCAGACAGGUCAGAUGAAUAUGGGAACUACCCCAGUUCAGACGAGGAAACAGCUGUAGAUUCCUCCAUUGCGGGCGCCUUCCCCGGCACACAAGGGGAAUACAGGACAGGAACACCAAAUUAUUACUAG